GCGGUAAUGCACACCACAAGGUUGCUGCCAACCGCCAUUAAACCAGAAAAGAAGGAGGCGCCGCGGUUCUAUCAGGAGUAUAUUUUGGUUUCUGGUGAAAAGGGCUUGGAGCACGAAGCUAUUAUACGUAUUGAUGUAUAUGCCGCAUCUUUGCCAACCUGAGCAAUUUUGUUCGACGGCUUGGUGAAGAAAUAUUGGAUCCCUUGUUUGCCUAGCAACUGACUGCUGGGUUGGUCGUGAGGAGGCGCAGGACCGGCUGCUGAGAUUCGGCGCGUUUCUGGCUCGUCCUUUUGCUUUGAUAUAGGAUAAUACAUCAGUUUUUUCCAGGUUGACUGGAGAACGUCCCGUAUAUCAACAGAUCUCGCCCACUGGGAUUUUACGAUGGAAGGUCAAACCCCGCCUUCCACCCGAUUGUAGCUGAGAUAGGCUCCAGCGCCCCCCACGACCCCGAAGGGAAUAAGCGUGUGACUGAUCUGCUGACUAUGGGCAGAGUGCAGAGGAGUUUCCCCCCCAUGACGUCCUCAGAUCCUGAAUGUACGGAAAUUGCCGAAGUCAUUGUUGGCAACAAUGAAGACUAGGUCAUGGUGCCAUAAGCUUGGAAUACUUGCCAUUCCAGCGUUAUGUGCUCACUGCUGAUGAUGCCCACUCCCUCUGGGGACGGGUACACACCUCUGCUGCUCCCAAUCUGCUGGCAGGGAACAUCGACACUGGUCUCAACUGUCUCAUUAUGGGUCACCUGAAGUUUUCCACAACGUCCAGAGAGAACAUCCUCAUGGCAAACAAUUCUCUGGGCUUCCAGGUUCCUCCAACUCAGGCGAAGCCAACAGUGGUGUCCCCAGAGAGCCUUAACGGCAUUAGUCUAUCCCUACGGGUGUUCUUCUGCUUUGUUAUGGUUGCCAUUUUGUUGUUCGCCCUGUUGGGGAACAUGGUUGUUUGCCUGAUGGUCUACCAGAGAUCUGCUAUGCGCUCGGCUAUUAACCUCCUUUUAGCGAGCUUGGCGUUUGCAGACAUGAUGCUUGCCAUUCUUAACAUGCCAUUCACACUGGUUGCUGUCAUGACUACCAACUGGAUUUUUGGAGAGGUUUUUUGUCACGUUUCAGCUAUGUUGUUUUGGUUCUUUGUGAUGGAAGGAGUGGCUAUUCUGCUUAUAAUAAUCAUAGAUCGCUUUCUUAUUAUUGUCCAAAAGCAAGAUAAGAUAAGUCCACAGAGAGCGAAAAUACUAAUUUUGGUCACAUGGGGACUUGCUUUCAUUUUCUCCUUUCCUCUCGCAGUUGGUUCCCCUCGCCUACAAAUCCCUCCCAGAGCCCCUCAGUGUGUUUUUGGCUACAGCACUGAACCCGGUUACCACACCUAUGUGUUGAUAUUAAUGCUUGUAUUUUUCUUUAUACCUUUCAUGGUCAUGUUGUACACCUUCUUGGGGAUUUUGAACUCCAUCCGGCACAAUACGGCUCGCAUCCACAGUCAUCCGGACGGCAUGUGCCUGAGCCAGGCCAGCAAACUCGGCCUGUUGAGCCUCCAGAAGCCAUUCCAAAUGAACAUAGACAUGAGUUUUAAGACCCGUGCCUUUGCUACAAUCCUCAUUCUUUUUUCUGUGUUUACAGUGUGCUGGGCACCCUUCACUGCCUACAGUUUGGUGUCUACUUUCGACAAUGGGUUCUACCACAAAGACAGCUUUUUUCAAGUCAGCACGUGGGUGCUGUGGUUGUGCUAUCUAAAGUCGGCCCUCAACCCUCUCAUUUACUACUGGCGCAUCAAAAAGUUUCGCGACGCCUGUCGUGAUCUUAUACCAAAGUACUUUAAGUUUCUUCCUCAACUGCGAGGCAACACAAAGAGGCGCAUCCAACCGAGCGCAGUGUACAUUUGCGAAGGCCACCGAUCUGUUGUUUAAAUGAAAUUGAAUUCCUUUGCGCUUGACAAAAAACCUCUCCAUCAAACAGUAAACUUUGAUCUGGAUUAGGGCUGCACAAAAAAUUAUUCACUGUACAAUGUCAUUUCUAAGCCUUUUUUUUGUACUGCAUCACAAAAAACACUGCCAUUUAAUAUAAGGACUUGGACCGCACUAUCGUUUGCAUGACGGUCAACAUUUCCUCCUUGUUCUUUCUGUCCCAGUGUGCCUGGUGGCCAGGGCGAGUUGGUUCUGCUGCCUAGCAUCCAUUAAAUCAUCAGCUUGCGGAAGAGUGAUCACAUUAUUUUGUGUGUGGAGGUGUUUCAAAAAGUUUUACAGUUAUGACAAAUGUCAUCACGAUUUUCAGACUCAGUCGAAAAUAAACUUUAUAAACCGUAUAUUGAUUUAGUGGUCACAACAGUAGGUAACCUGCACCCUCUCGGAUCAAUACAAGAGCUAUAUCUAAAUUUUUAAAAAGCUGCAUUUAGCAGCAUUAAUUGCAGUGCAUGUCACACUUUGGUGUUACUGUGUGCAUCCCACAAUUAGAUUAAAAUAAUACUUGAUAUUACUUUCUCUUGGGUAUCCUCAAGCCAAGUAGUUAUGUCAAAAUGACGCUGUCUCUCAGCAGCAGUUUAGGGGCUAAUCCAGCUUCGUAUUGGCCCAUGUUGACAAAACAGUAUUGUGUAAAAUGUCGCGGACAAAAACACAGAAAUAGUUUUCUUUUGUAGACAUCGCUGCACUCUGGAGGAUAUGUGACAAGAAGGCAUGACAUCGGAGACUUCAGGCAGCGGCCAACAGUCUCGGUACAAAUGGUCCACUGUUACAAAAUAAAAUAAAAAUAAAAAAAACACUGCAAAACACAGCGUGACAAAGAGGAAACAUUUUGGAGUGGUUGUCAUGUGACUAGCCCAGGACAUAUAGCUUCCAAAAAAAGGGUUGUGUGUCAGGUCAGCUAGCAAGCUAAUUUUACAAAAUCAUCACUCAACAACUAUUGUUUAUUAAAUGUAUAGUAUAUUAAAUAUUAAAACUGUUCGUACCAUAUUUUAAUUUAUAAAUUCAUAUAAAGCAAGCUCGGAAAAUGACGCAGAUAAAAUUCAAUCAAUCAAUCAAUGUUUACUUAUAUAGCCCUAAAUCACGAGUGUCUCAAAGGGCUGCACAAGCCACAACGACAUCCUCGGCUCAGAUCCCACAUCAGGGCAAGGAAAAACUCAACCCAAUGGGACAAUGAGAAACCUUGGAGACGACCGCAGAUGUGGGGGACCCCCCCCCUGGGGGAUCAAGGCCCAGGGGCCAGAUCUGGCCCACAACAUUUUAUCUGGCCCGCAAACAUGAAAUAUGUGUCAAUAAAGUACCUAAUGUUUUCUCACUAAAUGUAAUAGAUUUUUUUCAUUUUGACAGAAAAAGUAUAUGUUCUGCUUGAAAUUGCAUGCCUUUUAAACUUGAAUAGUAUCCAUUAUUGCAACAAAUAUUACAAUAUAUUAUCAUACUUUCCAAAAAAAAAUUGUCUAAAUUAAAAAAAAAACUUAAAUAUCUGCUUGACUUAUGAUUUCAUAGCAAACUACCCAUCAAAA
Messenger RNA from Entelurus aequoreus (snake pipefish), 3456 nucleotides. It is a transcript of the gene gpr63, whose product is annotated as G protein-coupled receptor 63. The transcript has 5 exons. Gene Ontology annotation, biological process: G protein-coupled receptor signaling pathway. Gene Ontology annotation, molecular function: G protein-coupled receptor activity. NCBI's taxonomy places the organism in Eukaryota, Metazoa, Chordata, Actinopteri, Syngnathiformes, Syngnathidae. Bases 728 to 1888 code for a protein of 386 amino acids. Gene Ontology annotation, cellular component: membrane. The record is from RefSeq and is a predicted model, not a curated record.